AUGGGUGAUACAAAUAAUAGCAAUAAUAACAAUGAAAACCAUACAAAUAAUAGCAAUACUUAUUUAUCACAAAUUUAUAAAUCAAUAAACAAUUAUUUUUUCAAUAGCAAUAAUAAUAAAAAUCAAAAUGAGAAUUUAAAUAAUAAAGAUAGUGCAUCUAAUAAUUUUAAUGACCAUAAUGAAAAUAUAACAAGUUCAAAUGCAACAUCUAAUUCUUCAUCAAUUUUAGAUCAUGAUAAUGUCGGUUUAAUUAGUAAUAUAAAAAGUAUAAUAAAAGAUGAUAAAAGUGUAACAAGUAAUAGCUAUAAUCUAAAACCAUUGGGAAAUUAUGAAUUAGAUGAAGAUAUAAUUAGAAAACAAGCUGGUACUUCAAAUGAUACUACUAAUACUACUAAUACUUCUAAUUCUACUUCUACUUCUUCAUCUUCAUCUUCUCAUAGUAGUAGUAGUGGAGUUAGUGGUAUAAUUAAUAAUGUUAGUAAUACUAUAACAAAUACAAUAGUUAAUGCUGCAAAUAAUGUAUUAGAAGAAGCUGAACAACAAGAACAACAAGAACAACAAAAUCAAUCAAAUAAUGAUAAUAAUGUUCAAAGUAAAACUCAAACUAUUAAAUCAUUAAUUAAAUCAAAACAAAAAGAAACAGCAACUAAAAUUAAACAAAUCAAUGAUGUUAUGAAUGAUGAAACAUUGGAUGAAGAUACAAUCAUUACAAAAACAAUAGAUAUUUUAGGUAAAAAAAGAUUUUAUGAAAUUUUAUUUUUAUUAGGUAGUGCAAGUAUAAUAUCAUUUGCAUUAAGAACUAUGUAUUUUGGUAAAACCAUUAGAGCUAUUGAAAUUCCUGAUGGUAAUUUAACAACAUUAAUAGUUAGAUCAAAUAGUGUAAAAAGAUUAAAAAAAACUAUAUUACAAAAUCAACCACCAAUUUAUCCAGGUGUUGAAUUAAGUGAUGAAGAUAUUAAAGCAAGUGCAUUUAUUGAUCCACAUUUUACAGAACCAAUAGUGUCAAAUAAAGACGUUAGAAGAUUAGAAGAUGGUGGAUAUUUAUUAUGGACAAAGAGUGAUUUUGAAAUUCCAAGAACUGCAGUUGGAUUAAAAUCAUUAAUGAAAGAUAAAGAUUUAUUAAAUGAACAUAUAAAAAAUGCAGAGGUUGAUAAAUUAAUUAGAUUAAUUUCAUUAUUUGGUCCAUCAUUAAUACUUAAACCACCUUCAACUUUAAAAUUAUUAUUAUUGAAAUACCAAUUCAUUACACCAACUGAACAAGAUAGAAUUAUAAUGGAUACUACUGAACCAUUGUCAAUUAAAGAACGUGAUGAAUUAAUCUCUAUUGUUAUCUCAAACUCAAAUGAUCGUGAACAAAUUUUUAAUCUUUAUCAUAAAUAUCAUAAUGAUGUUAUUCAAUUUAAACAAAAUUUAAAAAAGUGGAUAAAAACAAAACUAUCAUUAUCCACAAACCAAUCACCUAUUUAA
This is a messenger RNA of Dictyostelium discoideum AX4, 1467 nucleotides long. RefSeq lists its product as hypothetical. Bases 1 to 1467 code for a protein of 488 amino acids. NCBI's taxonomy places the organism in Eukaryota, Evosea, Eumycetozoa, Dictyosteliales, Dictyosteliaceae. The record is from RefSeq and is a predicted model, not a curated record. The transcript has 3 exons.